GUAUCAGGGCAUGAACAUGACCGUCUGUUACCCCAGUGUGGGACAAGAUGGCAUCCAGAAAGAAGGCAAUGCUGUAGCCAUAAUUGGAGCUGCCAUCAUGUACUGCUGCGUCCUCUUUGCAUGUAAUGAAGCUUCCUACCUGGCAGAGGUGUUUGGUCCGUUUUGGAUGAUCAAAGUUUACCGUUACGAGUUCCAGAAAGCCACCUGCUGCUUCUGCUGCCCUGAGGAAGAGGAAGGUGAGGAUGAGUUUGUGAUGGAUGACGAGAACAAAGGCUGUCAGAAGGUCAUUCACAACGAGACGCAGAGAGUGGCCUACAGCUACUUCUUCUUCCAUUUUGUCUUUUUCUUGGCCUCGCUUUAUGUCAUGAUGACCCUCACUAACUGGUUCAGGUUAGUUAACGACACAGUGCUUGUUCUUAUUGAGAUUCUUAUGAUUUCUAAAGGACUGUAUAAAAUUCCUAUGGAGGAGAGGGGAUCAGAAGAGGUAGAGGAUUAUGUAUUUUUUAUAUUUUUGGAAGUAGAUCAUUUUGUCAUUUGCCUUUUAGCAGUUUCUCUGGGGAUAAAUAAAGUUUGACCUUAUUU
This is a messenger RNA of Epinephelus moara (kelp grouper), 582 nucleotides long. Its product is annotated as serine incorporator 4-like. The transcript has 3 exons. The record is from RefSeq and is a predicted model, not a curated record. Lineage: Eukaryota; Metazoa; Chordata; Actinopteri; Perciformes; Serranidae. Gene Ontology annotation, cellular component: membrane. Bases 11 to 574 code for a protein of 187 amino acids.